CUCCCCCCACCCCUCCGCCCCCCUCCCAUGCUCUCCACGCGUCUCCUCCGCCUCCGCCACCGCCACCGCCCCAGCUCCUGCUCCUCGCCCCUCCGCUUCGUCGCCGCCGCCGCCGCCAUGUCGUCCUCCUCCUCCUCCUCCGCCGCCGCGCCCGGCGGCGGCCGGAAGCCGAACCGCCUCGCCGCCGAGCACAGCCCCUACCUGCUGCAGCACGCGCACAACCCGGUUGACUGGUAUCCUUGGGGAGAUGAGGCUUUCGAGAAGGCUCGCAAAUUGGAUAUCCCCAUCUUUCUGUCAAUUGGCUAUAGUACAUGCCAUUAGUGCCAUGUAAUGGAGGUGGAGUCUUUUGAGAAUGAAGAAGUUGCUAAGAUUCUAAAUGAUUGGUUUGUUAGCAUCAAGUUUUGACAGGUGGAUCGUGAAGAGCGGCCAGAUGUUGACAAGGUUUAUAUGACAUAUGUGUCAGCGCUGUACGGCGGUGGUGGUUGGCCUUUGACCGUCUUUUUAUCACCCAACUUAAAACCUUUGAUGGGCGGUACAUACUUUCCACCAGAUGAUAAGUAUGGAAGACCUGGGUUCAAGACUAUUUUAAGAAAGGUCAAGGAAGCCUGGGAUACUAAACGUGAUGCGCUUGAGAAGUCAGGAAAUGUGGUCAUUGAGCAACUUAGAGAUGCAUUAUCUGCCAAGGCUAGCUCUCAAGAUGUGCCAAACGAUGUGGCUGUUCUUUAUGUAGAUCAAUGUGUUGAAAAGUUAGCAAGCAGUUAUGACCCAAAGUUUGGUGGAUUUGGCUCUGCUCCCAAGUUUCCAAGACCUGUUGAAGAUUGCAUAAUGCUCUAUAAAUUCCGGAAACACAUGGAAGCUAGGCAGGAGAGUGAAGCUCAAAACAUAAUGAAGAUGGUAACUCAUACACUGCAAUGUAUGGCUAGAGGUGGAGUUCAUGACCAUGUUGGAGGUGGUUUUCAUAGAUAUAGUGUGGACGAGUGCUGGCAUGUUCCACAUUUUGAGAAGAUGCUGUACGACCAGGGACAGAUAGCCAAUGUAUACUUGGAUACAUAUGUUAUCACAGGAGAUGAGUAUUAUUCUUCAGUUGCACGUGAUAUACUUGAUUACUUGAGGAGAGACAUGAUUGGAGAAGAUGGUGAAAUUUUCUCAGCAGAAGAUGCUGACAGUGCAGAAUAUGAAGGUGCUCCAAGAAAAAAAGAGGGUUCUUUCUAUGUGUGGACAAGUCAAGAGAUCGAAGACACACUUGGGGAGAACGCGGAGCUGUUCAAGAACCACUACUAUGUUAAAUCGUCUGGCAACUGUGACCUUUCGGGGAUGAGUGAUCCUCACAACGAGUUCAGUGGUAAAAAUGUGUUAAUAGAAAGAAGACCGGGUUCAUUGAUGGCAUCGAAGUAUGGCAAGUCUGUUGAUGAAUAUUAUGGAAUCCUGGGGGAAUGCAGACAGAAGUUGUUUGAUGUCCGAUCAAAAAGGCCAAGACCACAUUUGGACGACAAGGUUAUUGUUUCAUGGAAUGGAUUAGCAAUAUCUGCCUUUGCAAGAGCUUCACAAAUUUUGAAGUCAGGACCACCUGGAACCAAAUUUUAUUUCCCUGUAGUAGGAUGCGAUCCAGUAGAAUAUCUUCAAGUUGCAGAAAAGGCAGCAAACUUUAUAAAGGAAAAACUCUAUGAUGCAAGCUCAAAAAGGCUGCAUCAUAGUUAUCGAAAUGGCCCAGCAAAAGCACCAGGAUUUUUAGAUGAUUAUGCCUUCUUAAUCAAUGCCUUGCUGGAUCUCUAUGAAUAUGGUGGUAAGAUAGAGUGGCUUCUGUGGGCUGUCGAGCUGCAAGUCAUUCAGGAUGAAUUGUUCUUGGACAAACAAGGGGGUGGCUAUUUCAAUACUCCCGGAGAAGACCCUUCUGUCCUUUUGCGUGUUAAAGAAGAUUAUGAUGGUGCAGAGCCUUCUGGAAACUCGAUGGCAGCGAUCAACAUGGUCAGGUUGUCCAGUAUAUUUGAUGCUGCAAAAUCUGAAGGCUACAAACGUAAUGUUGAACAUCUCCUGGCGGUGUUUGAGACUAGACUGAAAGAACUUGGCAUAGCAUUGCCGCUGAUGUGCUGCGCAGCAGACAUGCUCACUGUUCCAUCAAGGAAGCAGGUAGUGCUGGUGGGGAAUAAAGCAUCUCCAGAAUUUCAAGACAUGGUCGCUGCUGCAUUCUCGUCAUACGAUCCAAACAGAACCGUGAUCCAGAUAGAUGUCAGCAAUAUGGAAGAGAUGGCAUUCUGGGAGAGCAACAACGCAAACAUCGCGCAGAUGGCACGGAGCAGCCCAUCGGGGAAGCCAGCGGUGGCGCAUGUGUGCCAAGAGUUCAAGUGCAGUCCUCCGGUGACCUCUCCUGGCGCGCUCCGUGAGCUGCUCAACAAGACGGUGGCUGCUGCGGGUUCAGCUGUUUGAUGCUCUGCCGCCUUGCUGCAUGUUACUAGCAGUCUGUUUUCCCGCAAGUUGGUGUCGACGUUUACAUGUUUGCAGAGCUUAUGUAGUUCAUGUGUGUGCCAUAUCGACAAAGCUCUUGAGACCUUUCAGUUGGCAGUUGUAUAUAGAUGUUCCCAGUAAGAUACAAGGCUAGACUAGUACGUCACACACCUGUGUGCAUGCGUUUCAUAUGUUUGCACAGGGAGGCCUGCUUUGUAUACAUGACACUUUAUAAAUAAAGGAUGAAAUAAAACAGUACGGUGAAUGGUUUCACUGGAAUUUGGAUGA
This is a messenger RNA of Triticum aestivum (bread wheat), 2730 nucleotides long. RefSeq names its product spermatogenesis-associated protein 20. Lineage: Eukaryota; Viridiplantae; Streptophyta; Magnoliopsida; Poales; Poaceae. Gene Ontology annotation, biological process: carbohydrate metabolic process. The coding region runs from base 448 to 2424 and encodes 658 amino acids. The record is from RefSeq and is a predicted model, not a curated record. The transcript is spliced from 15 exons. Gene Ontology annotation, cellular component: chloroplast.